AAUGGAAUAUUGAAAUGGCUUUGCCUAGGUCUAUCAUUAGAAAAACCAUGACUCUUCAAUGACCCUUGUAUGCGGCGCUCAGCUCGUAGAAGUGAUCCAUUUGAACAUGGUUGAGGACCCGCAUUACCUUUGCUGAUGCCAGCAAUAUAGGCUUGAAAACCUCACAUCUCGGGUUCUUGUUCGGGGCCGAUGAUUAAAGGCCAUUCACAAAACCCCGACAAACCAUUUUAGAUGAAAUACUACUGAGCUAGGUAGGAUUACGGGCAUGAAGGAUCAACAAGGUCAGAUUUUAGCUACUGAGCCUUCCGCGAUCUUGUUAAAUGCCUAGACAAUUGUGGAUACCGUGUUGCUGACAUCAUGCUGGUUAUACCAACUACCGGAAGACUAGGGAGAGUCGAAAUGGUAUUUAUACUUGAUAACUUACUCGAUACUCUGUGCGAAUGAUUGCUAUAGUACCUAUGUUAGCAAUUAGGGAGGCUCUUUACUAUGUAUUCACAUAAGAGCCUAGCGUUAACCCCUUUACUUGCCCUAGCGCAUCGGGUAGUUUGUGCUCCUUCAGGGGCGCAUCCAAUUUGCUCUCAAGACAACAUAGCCUAUCAUAUAUCCUCCAUUAACAGCCCCUUAUCUCAUAAUGUAACGAUACUCGACGUCGUCCAUGUUCCGUUCAACGGUAGUUAUGGCGACCCGACCCCUAUUUUAGGUGUUGGGGCCAUGUACUCAACCGCGUUACCCGACCUCUGUGCUGUAGAACUCAACGUCACGUCAUCUGAGACAUCAUCGUACAGUGUGUCGAUAUUCCUCCCGUCUAAUUGGAAUUCGAGGUUUCUUGCUGUAGGCGGAGGAGGAGUUGCUGGAUAUACCAAUUACGCUGAUAUGGGAGUUGGCUCUCAAUAUGGAUUCGCCACGGUUUCGACAGACAAUGGCCAUAAAGGUGCUCCCUUCGACGUAACGUGGGCCUACAAAAACACAGAGAAGCAGAUCGACUUCGGCUGGCGCGCUAUGCACGGAUCAGUCGAAUUGGCAAAGCAAUUGAUCACGCGCUACUAUGGCGAAGAUAUCCGGUACAACUAUUACUCCGGCUGUUCGACUGGCGGCCGCCAAGGACUCAAGGAGGCGCAAGUCGAUGCCAGCAGCUUUGACGGUAUGCUCAUUGGGGCGCCCGCUUGGUGGACAAGCCACCAAGUAAGCUGGACUACCAAGGUUAGCAAGGAUUAUUACCCCGUCGGCGAUCCGAAGAGUAUCCCCGCCGAAUUGUUCUCGACAUUGGUAGCCCCUACGGUGAUCGAGCAAUGCGAUAAGGCAGACGGACUGAAGGACGGUAUCGUCAGUGCUCCAGACAAGUGCCACCCAGAUUUCGAUGUGAUAUCUUGCGACAAUCACGGCGCAAACUCAUCUGCGUGUCUUACUUCUUUGCAGAUCGACACACUAAAGAAGAUUUACGCCGAUUAUUAUGUCGGGAAGGAGUUCGUGCAUCCCGGACUUGGGUACUCGUCGGAGUUAGGGUGGUCCCAGAACAUGUUCAGUGGCCAGCCAAUACCUUUUGGUCUCGAUUGGCUUAGAUACGCGGUUUUCGAGGACUUGGAUUGGCCUCUUGAUGCAUACAAUGACAGCACAUAUGAAUACAUCAAGAAACUGGACAUCUGGAAAGACGUCGAUGCGGAUGAUUACGACGUGUCUCCUUAUCGGAAUAGGGGCGGUAAGAUAGUAAUGUACCAUGGUCUAUCCGAUCCGUUAAUCGUCACGAAAGGUUCGGGUUACUUUUACGAGCGAGUUGAGAAAGCGACCGCGGCGUCGCGACCGAUACACGAUUGGUUCCGACUCUUCUAUAUUCCCGGUAUGAUGCAUUGUUCGGGCACUGCGCCCGGGGUUGAUGCACCGUGGCACAUCAAUGGUGGCGGUCAAAACUUAGGUAUUGGUUCCAACGCGUAUUCGGUUCCCGGAUUUCGUGACCCGCAGCAUGAUGCCUUACUCGCUUUGAUGGAAUGGGUUGAGGGUGGAAAAGCGGUCGAUCAGAUCAUCGCGACGACUUGGCAUAACUCGACCGUUCCAAGUUCAGGGGUGUGGAAGCAGCGCCCUCUUUGUCCGUAUCCGAAGAAGGCCGUAUACGAUGGAUUCGGUGACGCGAACAAGGCGCAUAGUUGGGUCUGCAAGUAAUCAAGUAAUCCCGCGUCUAUUCGGCUGUGAGGAUUACAAUUCGGAAUAUCGUUAGCGGGGUUUACGAUAGCGAUUGACACCCCCAUCCACCACUGUAAAAAUCAACUAUUAGAAUGGCCCUCUCGGAAUGGGAGAAGCUAUUAAUUUCUACUCACCCAUUCACUC
Molecule: messenger RNA, 2319 nt
Organism: Hypoxylon trugodes
Lineage: Eukaryota; Fungi; Ascomycota; Sordariomycetes; Xylariales; Hypoxylaceae
Product: tannase and feruloyl esterase
Exons: 1
Coding region: 487-2154 (555 amino acids)
Source: RefSeq, a predicted model, not a curated record